This is a messenger RNA of Pichia membranifaciens NRRL Y-2026, 1177 nucleotides long. RefSeq lists its product as hypothetical. Gene Ontology annotation, molecular function: fructose-bisphosphate aldolase activity; zinc ion binding. The transcript has a single exon. Gene Ontology annotation, cellular component: cytosol. The record is from RefSeq and is a predicted model, not a curated record. Bases 10 to 1092 code for a protein of 360 amino acids. NCBI's taxonomy places the organism in Eukaryota, Fungi, Ascomycota, Pichiomycetes, Pichiales, Pichiaceae. Gene Ontology annotation, biological process: gluconeogenesis; glycolytic process.
GAACAUACCAUGCCUUUAGAUUUCCUCUCAAGAAAAGCCGGUGUCAUCACGGGCGAAGACGUCAGAAAGUUGUUUGAGUACGCACACAAGCAGGGCUUCGCCAUCCCAGCCAUCAACGUGACGUCGUCGUCAACCGCAGUGGCAGCACUCGAGGCGGCAAGGGACGCCAAGUCGCCAAUCAUCCUCCAGACGUCGAACGGCGGGGCUGCGUACUUCGCCGGCAAGGGCAUCUCGAACGAGGGCCAGAAGGCGUCGAUCGCAGGCGCCAUUGCGGCAGCACACUACAUCCGGUCGAUCGCUCCUACGUACGGGAUCCCGGUGAUCAUGCACUCGGACCACUGUGCCAAGAAGUUGUUGCCGUGGUUCGACGGGAUGUUGGACGCGGACGAGGCGUACUACAAGAUCCACAAGGAGCCUUUGUACUCGUCGCACAUGUUGGACUUGUCCGAGGAGACGGACGACGCCAACAUCGCCACCUGCGUGAAGUACUUCGAGAGAAUGUCCAAGAUGGACCAGUGGUUGGAGAUGGAGAUCGGCAUCACCGGCGGUGAGGAGGACGGCGUCAACAACGAGCACGUGCACAAGGACAUGCUCUACACCACCUCCGAGACCGUCUUCAACGUCUACAAGGCCUUGGCUCCGAUCUCGCCAAACUUCUCCAUCGCCGCCGCCUUCGGUAACGUCCACGGGGUCUACAAGCCGGGUAACGUCGUCUUGAAGCCCGAGCUCUUGGGCAAGCACCAGCUCUACGCCAGGGAGCAGUUGAAGACCGACAACCCUCACCCAUUGUUCCUGGUCUUCCACGGUGGCUCCGGCUCCUCCCAGGCCGACUUCGACACCGGCAUCAAGAACGGUGUUGUCAAGGUCAACAUCGACACCGACACCCAGUACGCCUACUUGGUCGGUAUCAGGGACUACGUCUUGAACAAGAAGGACUACAUCAUGUCCAUGGUGGGCAACCCGGACGGCCCAGACAAGCCAAACAAGAAGUACUUUGAUCCUAGAGUCUGGGUCAGAGAGGGCGAGAAGACCAUGUCCAAGAGAGUUACUGAGGCCCUCGAGAUCUUCCACACCAAGAACCAAUUGCCAUAAUUCUCAAAUAUUCUUUAGUCUGUAGCCUUUUCUUCUUUUUGUAACUGUUUGAAAAUAAAAAGGACACAUGAAAUCCACCUCCGGG